Molecule: messenger RNA, 793 nt
Organism: Colletotrichum phormii
Lineage: Eukaryota; Fungi; Ascomycota; Sordariomycetes; Glomerellales; Glomerellaceae
Exons: 1
Coding region: 44-568 (174 amino acids)
Source: RefSeq, a predicted model, not a curated record
AGGUGAGAUGGGUAAUCUUAGAAGAGGUUACGCAUGACGUAGUAUGCAGUCCUCAAACCUGGAACGUGUACCGCGGGCAAACGGCAACAGCAUACGAGCAGCUAAGGUAUCGCUCUCGCCCCCUCUUUCCUUUUGUUUUCGCCGGGCUGCCGCAUUGUCUCGAACGGAAACGAAGCUAGGUGAGGGGAUGGGCCAGGCCCGUUUGUGGUUGUUGGAAAAUGUUGCUGUCGUCCUACUGUUGUCUGAGGGAAGGAAUCCCCCGGGUGAGAUGGAGGGGGAAGGAAGGGGGAAGGAAGGGGGAAGGGACGUCAAGAUGGAUAAGCAUGGGAAGGAAGGAGGUAGGCCGCGCCAGACAAUAAUAAAUCUUGGUUGCUGCCUCUACAGGGUCGCAUUCCUCGAUCUUUCUCUCUCUCUCUCUCUCCUUCCACUGCUCUUGAGGUCUUUUUUUUUUUGGUUCCUUCCAAGUCUUGCAAUUCGGUCGCGUCAGGGCUUGCUUUGCUGCCCCGCGUACCCUCUGUCGCGUCUUUUGGCCGGCACAACCUCACCCUUCCUUACCUUACCUCCUUGACUGCUACCUACGACCUGCUCGACUUUUCUCACCUGCACCUUGUUUUUCCAUCUUCUUCGGCGUCUACCUACGGAUACCUUCUUUCCGACCGAAAGUUUAUUUCCAGAGGCUGGAUUUGUCCAACGGCAAUAUCAGGCAGCCCCGAGCUGCUUUAUCGUCACUCGUUGUUCCCUCGUCUUUUGUUCUCGCCAACUCUUCUUCCCCGCGCCAAUCCGUCGCUAGUAC